CUAUCGGCUCAACACGUGCGCCGCGGCCAGCGGUUUAUAAAUAUUACAAAUUCCAGGAUGCACAACGGCGGAGGCCAUUCCGGCUGGAAUAACUCGCAGCAGGAGCGAAACCACCACAAUUCCAAUUCAAGUUGGUCGAACAAUGGACCCGCAAGUGGCCAGAACGGGAACGCCUUCAACAAAUUCAGGGAUCCCCAACAGCAGCCGAAUAACCAGCAGCAGCCAAGCAAGAGAGGUGGCAGCAGACGGAGUAGGGGAGCUGGAAGAGGUGGUGGGGGUGGAGGUGGAGGCGGCGGCGGCGGCGGCAGAAGAGGGAACCGCAACAGGGACUCCAAUAGGCGUGGCCGCAACAACUCAUGGCACAGCCGAGAACAGCAUGUCAGCCCGGGCCAGAGUCACAUGCUGUACUACGACAACGUUGGCGAUUUCACGGACGACCCACCAUUACCUACACAUGCUUCCUCACCUGCUCCCUCUUCGCUGAGGCAGGAGAGCCUGCCACCUGCCACCAUUGAUGCUGCUGCGGCAUCACCACCACCACCACCUGUUCCUGAGGUCGCUGUUCCGCCAGAAGAGCCUCCUGUCUCGCUGCUGAACAUCAAAAAGGAGAAGGAAAUGAUAAGACCGGAUCCACAGCCAAAACCCUUUGUCAAGCCGGAGCCCAAGUCUCCUAAGAAGAAGAAAGAGAGCUCUUCCAGUUCGUCAAGCAGCUCGGAGGGUGAGGAACUCGAGCCCGAACCCGGCGAGGUGAUGGGCAGCACCAAGUCCUCACUUGAGGCAUCCUCAUCCUCCCACAAAAAGAAGGCCAGUAAACUGGCAGUGGUAUCCACGCCCAAACUGAAGGCGGUGAAACCGGUUUCGUCCAGCGGCUCCUCAUCGUCGGACUCCGAUGACGAAGGGAGUCAGCCGCAACCGGCAAAAAGUAAAAAAGCGCUGAAGAAAAACGAAAACGAGGAGGAUGUGGUCUGCAUUGGCUCUCAGGAGCGCCAGUUUAUCAUUACAGAUGAGGAGGAGAGUAGCGAGCUGGAAGAUAAAGGCGACAAGAAGGCGGGAAAGGGAAAAAACAAGGGUAAAACCGUCGAUGUUUGCGGGAUCUGCGAUAAGAAGGGCCACACCUCCUUUCAGUGCCAGAUGAUCUGCCGGAACUGCUCUGGUCGAUAUCACGGCCUCAAAAAGUGCCCAAAUCCGCCCAACCUGAACAUUGCCAUGCAGUCAUUCAUGGAGUUCGCCAUGCAGCAGAUGACCGCCUUCCAUGGCGAGCAACGAUUCGCCUUUCCCGCUGGCACUGUGGCAGCUCCAGUUUCUGUGCCAGUUGCUUCUUCUCCAGCCAAGGCCAAAAAGGACAAAAAACAGUCGGUCAAGAAGGCAAAGAAGACGCCUCAAAAGAGGAUGAAGCUCGAGCCGAGGGAUGAAGAAGAGGAGGAUGAUGACGACGACGAAGACGAGGACAGUGCCACCGAAGCCAGCAGCGAGAGCGAGGAGUCCGAGUCCGAGUCCAGCGAUGAGCCGGCACCCGUGUCCAAGCAGAAACGAAAACGAGCCGCGAAGGUCGCAUCUAGUUUACCUCCUCAAGUGUUUCCGUUUCCCCUUUUGGGCGCUGCCGGCGCCCCUUACAACUCUAUGAUGUAUCCAUAUGGUCCGCCGUUCAGUUUUCCUAAAUAGUUACCACCUAAGUUAGUUAGUAGCGGAAUGUACAAGCAUAAUGUUGCCGUGUUGCCGUUUAAUGUGCUAACAAAAUGUUAAAUUGUAUAUCCCAUAAAAAGCAUUUCAAAUCAAAGUGGUCAGAUUGUAACCGAUGAAAAUAGAUUAAAAUUUGGUAAUUCAAA
This is a messenger RNA of Drosophila elegans, 1826 nucleotides long. RefSeq names its product protein mushroom body miniature (gene mbm). The record is from RefSeq and is a predicted model, not a curated record. The transcript is spliced from 2 exons. Bases 58 to 1662 code for a protein of 534 amino acids. Gene Ontology annotation, molecular function: nucleic acid binding; zinc ion binding. NCBI's taxonomy places the organism in Eukaryota, Metazoa, Arthropoda, Insecta, Diptera, Drosophilidae.